Molecule: messenger RNA, 1257 nt
Organism: Pichia kudriavzevii
Lineage: Eukaryota; Fungi; Ascomycota; Pichiomycetes; Pichiales; Pichiaceae
Exons: 1
Coding region: 1-1257 (418 amino acids)
Biological process (GO): cell wall mannoprotein biosynthetic process; protein N-linked glycosylation; protein O-linked glycosylation
Cellular component (GO): Golgi apparatus; membrane
Molecular function (GO): alpha-1,2-mannosyltransferase activity
Source: RefSeq, a predicted model, not a curated record
AUGAUUAGCACACGGUACAGGAAACUUUUAGCACAAGUGGCAGGACUUCUUUUGCUUGGGUAUGCGAUUUGCCAUAUAGCCUUUGCCAAGACAUGGGUUUACACGCCUCAAAUCCAUGGUUCAAUAACACCUGCAAGCGUGCAGUCAUGGCCCGCUUCAACUGCCUCAUCUGAAGGUAACUUAAAGACCGAAGACGGUGACUUCAAUGCCAAUGAUGCGUCCUCGAAGAAAAAGGUUGGUUCUGUCAAGUUUGGUACUGAUCCUGUGUACGGGAAGAAUUUACUUAUCGAAACCUACCAACGUGCCAAUGCAACCAUCAUGACACUAUGUAGAGAGCAGGAUUUGAAUGAUAUAUUGGGUACCAUCAGGAACUUAGAAGAUAGAUUCAAUAAGAACUACCAUUACGAUUGGGUUUUCCUUAAUGAAGUAGAUUAUAGUGAAAAUUUUAAAAAGCAAGUCUCUAAAUUUGUUUCUGGUGAGGCAAGGUUUGGUGUCAUACCAAAGGAGCAUUGGUCAUAUCCUGACUUUAUUAACCAAGAAAAGGCGAGAGAAAGUAGGGAGAAGAUGGAAGAAGAGGGUAUUAUAUAUGGGGGGUUGGAAUCAUAUAGGCAUAUGUGCAGGUUUAACUCGGGCUUUUUUUUCCAACACCCACUAAUGAAGGAAUACAAGUAUUAUUGGAGAGUGGAGCCGCAUGUUGAAUUCACAUGUGAUGUUGAUUACGAUCCUUUUAAGUUUAUGGCUGAGAAUGAUAAAAAAUACGGCUUUACAAUUACAAUUCAUGAAUUUGUGAAAACUAUUGAGACGCUAUGGGAUACCACAAAAGAAUUCAUCAAUGAAAACAAACAAUACUUGCAUGCAAACAACUUGAUGAAAUUCAUCUCAAAUGAUAAUGGUGAGAGUUACAAUUUGUGUCAUUUUUGGUCCAAUUUCGAGAUAGCCGAUAUGGACUUUUGGAGAUCACAGGCAUAUACGGACUACUUCAACCAUUUAGAUCAAUCUGGUGGAUUUUUCUAUGAGAGAUGGGGGGAUGCUCCGGUGCAUUCUAUUGCAGUUUCUCUCUUUUUGGACAAAAACGAUGUUCAUUUCUUCAGAGACAUUGGAUAUAGACAUGGAGUCUAUGCAAUGUGUCCCACCGAGGAUGAGUUAUAUGAUACAAACAAAUGUUUCUGUGACAAAAGAGACGAUUUCACUUUUGACGGUUACGCUUGUGGUGAUGAGCUAUACCACGCUAUGGGCUGGAAGAAACCUAACCAUUGA